Molecule: messenger RNA, 2473 nt
Organism: Sipha flava (yellow sugarcane aphid)
Lineage: Eukaryota; Metazoa; Arthropoda; Insecta; Hemiptera; Aphididae
Gene: Bsg
Product: neuroplastin
Exons: 8
Coding region: 767-1855 (362 amino acids)
Source: RefSeq, a predicted model, not a curated record
ACGCCAGCCCGAUGACGGUGGCCCCGUAGUCGCUCUCUCUCUGUCACCGCAUCUGUGCGUGUGUGCCUCGCGCGUCGUCGACGUCGUCUCUUCUCGUUCUCUCCCUUCGAGUUAUUUUCUGUCUCGGCCCUGUUCCGCGGGGCACAAGGAAAUUUUUAGCCUAUUUCACCUCUCUCCUACCUCGAACACACUCACUCCACUCGCUCACCAACACACACACACACGCAUUCAUUCUCCCACUCACACACACACACAGGCGCGCGCGCGCCAACACUGACUCACACGGUCCGCCGAAUAAUAUCGCCUUUUUAAUUCCGCUCGCGCGGGCGUCCGUACGGUUUUUCAUACGUACGACACAUUAAAACACACACACAUAUACACACACACACACACACACACACACACACACACACACAUAAAUACAUACACACACACACACAUAUUGGUCGUGCGUUGUGCGUGUGUUUUUUGUUUCGAAUUUUCUCUAACCUUUUGCCGUGUCGAAGUGGUAAUUUUUCCGCUCGUCCCGUUAAGACGACCGCGGCAACCGCAACAACUACGGUGAACACGGCGAUCACGACGACGACCACGGACACCUAACCGGCGACGGCCGACCACGGCGAUCACGACGACGACGGGGGCGAGGAGCGCGACGGCGGCCGCGACGACCAUACCAGUGUGACGAUCGUUUUUUAGUGAUAUCCACCGAGAGAGAUUCGGCUCCUGCGCCUGUAGACCCGUACCGGUACACCGCAUCCACGGAAAUAUGUGCUGGAAUCCGCUCAGCGUCGUUGUGUGCAGCGUCGUGUUCUGCGCCCUGUUGGACUUCGCACCCUCCGGGGUUUUGGCUGACGAACCCAGUUACGAGGGUAACACAACAGUGAAGGAAGGCGAACCAUUUAAGAUAACAUGUCGUGUGUCAGUGUUUCAAGUGAUAAAAUGGCAAAGGGAUGGCCACAACCUGGUACCAGAUGAACACUACAAUAUCAGCGAGGAUGUAACUAGCAACAAUUUAUUUGUAUCCACAAUUUCAGCCAAUUCUGCAUCUUCGAUGCACACAGGCGCAUAUCGAUGUACAACACAGUACAACAAGUUUCAUGUACUGUAUGUGGUUACCGCUGAUGUAACUGUAAAAGCAAACUAUGACUAUGGUGAAAAUUAUAGAGUAGGUCAAUAUAAAACAAAAUUACUUCUUCAUUGUAGUAUCGAAGGCAAUCAAGAUUCAAUAAAAUACAUAUGGAAGUGGUUCAAAGGUGAUCAGGAAAUAUCUUCAGAUGAUGAUACACCCCACCACGUUGAAGUAAAAGAAAAUGAGUUAGUAGUUAACCGUUUUGUUGAAUCUGAUGCUGGUCCAUAUACAUGUAAACUACUCAAUUCUAAUAAUAAUCAAGUGCUUGGUUCAAAAUCGUUCAACGUUAUCUUAAAACCUUACGUGAAACUGCCAAAAACUGCUACAUAUAUUGAGGGUGAAAAAAUGGAAUUGGAAUGCAUUGUAUUUGGUAAACCUACACCAGAAGUUAGUUGGAGAUUUGAAAAUAACACUCUUUUUCCUUCCGAACACAUUAAAUUUCUAGCCAACAAGAGGAAUAUUAGUAAUGCCAUAUUGGUCUUGGAUCCGAUCACUAUGAAAGAUAGAGGAAACUUUUAUUGUACUGGAAAGAAUUCUGUAUUUCUUGAUCCUGUAGUGUCCGACCCUUCCUAUGUGCGCAUUAAAGAUAAAAUGGCUGCUUUGUGGCCUUUUUUGGGUAUUUGUGCUGAAGUAAUUAUAUUGUGUUUGAUUAUAUUUAUAUAUGAAAAGAAACGCAACAAGGCUGAAUUUGAAGAAAGUGAUACCGACCAAGGGCCAGAGACGUAAAAAUAAUGCUAACGAUCAUAGUGGAGGUGAUGUUCGACACCGGAAAUAACUUGACAGUUAAAUGAAUAAAUAACACAUUUUAAACAAAGGUCAUAAGUAAGGAAUAAAGUUUUAGAUACAGAUGCAUUAGGUUUGCCAGACCAAUUUUUAUUUAUGUUUUUAGAAAAAUUUUAUCAUAGUUGUUAACAAAUAACUAAUUGAAAACAGCUAUUUGUUUUGGUCCAGCUGAAACAAUGUUAUACUUACUGCUUAUUGUAUUUUUUACUCCAAACACUGAAAUUGAAUGUUUUCCUAUAUACAAACGGGGAGUAAUUCAAGUUCAGUAAAAGUAUACUAGCUGUAUUGUGUAUAAAGGUUUAGGCUCAUUGUGCAGAUCAUUUGUUCUCCGUAUUUUGUUGUGUUAUUUUUAUUUUUAUUAUUAUUUUUUUUACCAAAGUUGAUUUAUGUUUUUAUUUUUUAAUAAAAUACAAUAAUCGCGCCCCCUCCCUGCCUGUUAACCACAAUGAUUUGUUAAAAUUUCAAUGUUAUCACGCCUAACUUAACCAAAUCUUAAGUUUAUUGUGCUUUAACAAGCCUGAAUAUAUUGCAUUUAAUGCUCAAUAAAUGUUUAUUCCUUCA